UAUUGAUAGCCCUCGCUCAAUGCAGGAAGACAGUUGGAUUGGUUUCGCAUAGCGUAUGGAGAGUUUCCCACAACUAAACGUCUAUUUUGACUCGGUUACUGAUAACAGAAUUCACCUGCUGGGAAUUCGUUGUUAAAAAUGGUGAUGCUACUGUGGUUGGUGCAUUUGCUGUACUUCAUCAACGUUCAGGGUUCAGCCAUCAGUAAUCUGCGAACUAUUGAAAGGGAAUUCUGGGACUGGCGCCUACGAGAUGCGCCUGAAUUCGCUUCUGUUGCAGGAGUUAACAAGUACAACGAUCGUUUGACAUCAUUCAGUCUAGCUUCGUUUCAAAACAGACACAAUAAGGUUGAAGAGUUCCUUACCAGAGUAAAGGCGAUUGACACGUCAACACUAACUCCCCACGAACACAUCGACUACGUCAUCUUGAAGGACCAUCUACAGACCUACAUUGACGGCUAUUCAUGGCGGCUGUAUGAGCCUAUAAAUCCAAUCAACUUCUUGGAAGGCCUGCACACCAAUCCCCAGCACUUCCUCGACACAAUGCCCUACAUCUCGAGAGGAGACUUCGAGAAUCUCAUUGAACGACUUGAGAAGAUCCCCAGACAGCUGUCUGAAUAUGUGGAUUUGAUGAGGGAAGCUAUUCGACUGAAUCACACACAAAACAAAGUCUCCGUGGAGCCUGUUUCAGGUCAAAUUGAUAAACUGUUGGUCGACGACCCAUCGCAUUCCGUGUUUUAUAAACCGUUCACCCAUCACCUGGACCAUUCUCAUGUACCACACUCUGAAAGGUAUCGUUUGAGAGAGCGAGCGAAACAUGCAAUAACGAUUGUAUUAAAAGCAUUCAAAUCACUCAAGAACUUCAUAAUCAACGAAUACAUGCACGCUACUCGCAGAAGCUGGGGUGUGCAAGACUGGGAUCAUGGGACGAAAAACUACGAGGCGUGUUUGAGAUGGCACCUAUCGCUAGACGUGACCCCUAGAGAGGUGCAUGACCUGGGUUUGAGAGAGGUGCAGCGUAUUCGCGGGGAAAUGACCCAGGCAAUGGGAAGACUCGGCUAUUCUGGUUCGAUACCGGAUUUCUUCGGCAUGAUACGGAAAGAUCCGAGGUUCCACGUUAAUUCGGCAGAAACUCUACUGCGACGAUACGACGACAUCAUCUACAAGAAAGCUUUCCCAAAGAUGAAAACCCUUUUUAAAGACAUCCCUGACCUGCCACUCAAAGUGGAACGCAUGCCGUUCAACGGACCGGGUGGUGAGUAUUUAGCUGGGACGGCGGACGGCUCACGACCUGGGGUGUUUUACGUAAACCUACAACAUCCAGAAGACACAGCAACUAUUGACAUGGUGGCGUUGUCGCUACACGAGACAGUACCUGGACAUCACCUACAGUCAAUUUAUGCCCUGUCGACGGAUCUGCCAUCAUACCGGAAGUUCCAAGAGGACGACAACUACUACCAAACACCUUUGAAGUUUCCGCUUUACACAGCGUAUCUAGAGGGCUGGGGACUUUAUGCAGAGUACCUUGGAGAGGAACUUGGUCUCUAUAGCGACGACUACGAGCUGAUGGGUCGCUACAGUUCCGAGAUGUUCCGAGCCUGCAGACUAGUUGUGGACACUGGACUGCACUAUUUUGAUUGGACGCAAGAAAGAGCCAUCGAAUAUAUGCUGAAUAACACGGCUUACUCCCGCAACGACCUCACGACGGAAGUGAACCGGUAUAUGACCUGGCCCGGUCAGGCAUGCGCAUACAAGGUUGGCGAACUGAAGCUAAAAGAACUGCGACAGAAGGCCUCCACGCAACUAGGUUCGCGUUUUGAUGUCAAAGAGUUUCACUCGAUAGUACUAAACAAUGGACCAGUUCCCCUAAGAGUGCUAGAACAACUGAUUGACGCCUGGAUACACAAGGGUCAAGGACAUUCCAUACAGCCAAUCGGAUAAUGGUCUACGUCAAUGCUAUUGUUGGCUGAUUGUUAAUGUUUUAAAUUUUAUUAUUAUUUAUGUUAUUUUAUUUUAUUAUUAUUAGUUGUUUAAUAUGGUCAUUUUGGGAAAUUAUUGAAAGCAGAUUUCGACCUGAAUCAGUUUUUGCUGCUUUUGUCGUUAUAAUUUUCACAAGAAUAGAGGAAAACAUUAUUAUUUUAAUAUGAAAUAUGUAUUCAAGACAAAAAAUAUUAAAAAUCAACAAAUGAAAACUAUUUGAAAAAAACUCAAACAUUUAAAACAAACAUGCUUAAAUCUGGUCUUAUUUAUCACUCUGAUCUUCCAAUAUUAUCCAGUAUUACCGCGUGUCCAAACGACCAAUCAAAACACUAGUGACAUCAAAUUUCAGUAUGGUAAAAGUCAUAUUUCUUUGUCAUCUGGUAUUUCCCUAAUGAUGAUAAAACAGUCAAUGAUUUUUUUUAUAACAACAAACAUUUUUUUCAUAAUCACUGUUAUAAACAACAGAUGGACAGGACAUUUUCCUCCAUUUUUACCAAUUCUAAUCUAAGUAAAAGCGACUGUUUGCUUUUAAAAUCAAACAUUGUAUUGUUUCUAAUAUAUGUAACAAUCACACACACACACACACAUACACACACACACACACACACACGCAUGCACACUCACACGCGCACACACAUAUACACGCACACACACAGUGCAGAUUAAUUUUCUGACCAACAAUGUAUUUCUAGAACUGUAUACAAUUAUUGUCAAUUGUAAAUUGUAAAUUGUCAAUUAAUCAUCGUUUAUAUGACAAUUGCUAGUAUAAACUCUUAACUUUAUUGUAUUAAGUUGUAUGUAAUGCCAUGCCAUUUAGUUAAUGUUUACAUAGGCCAGUGAUUGAUUUGCCAAUACAUUUCAUUUAUGAAAUAAAUAUUGCUUAAAUGACA
Molecule: messenger RNA, 2867 nt
Organism: Gigantopelta aegis
Lineage: Eukaryota; Metazoa; Mollusca; Gastropoda; Neomphalida; Peltospiridae
Exons: 18
Coding region: 139-1938 (599 amino acids)
Source: RefSeq, a predicted model, not a curated record